Molecule: messenger RNA, 357 nt
Organism: Staurois parvus
Lineage: Eukaryota; Metazoa; Chordata; Amphibia; Anura; Ranidae
Source: the annotation of a GenBank genome assembly
GGCAGGUUACUGGACACAGGAUCUCCCAGAGCAGGCUGGGAAUCAGUUAUUGGCCAGUUUAGCUGGACAUCAGGGGCUGGCACAUCAGGCUGGGCAGCGGACCGAGGCACAUCAGGCUGGGCAGCGGACCGAGGCACAUCAGGCUGGGCAGCGGACCGAGGCACAUCAGGCUGGGCAGCGGACCGAGGUACAUCAGGCUGGGCAGCGGACCGAGGCACAUCAGGCUGGGCAGCGGACCGAGGCACAUCAGGCUGGGCAGCGGACCGAGGCACAUCAGGCUGGGCAGCAGGCACCGGGCCAUCAGGCGGAGCAGCAGGCACUGGACAGCGGGCACCGAGUCAUCUGGCAGGACAGCGG